UAUUAACGUACUUUUAAGCGAAAGUGGAUAAAAUAAUUGAUACAAGGAAGGUUUCCAACCGCCCCAUAUAUCAUCCCUCGAAUAGAUAACGAUAUAAACCCAUAUUUAAGUCUAUUUCAACCUAUAAUGGGUGACUCAGCCGCAGCCUCCCUCUUAGCUGAGAGUACGUCUCUCGCGCAAAGCACACUGGAGCGCGCAACCCUCACUCGCCAGUCACGCUCGACUAACCACACCACAAGCACCGACAGAGAAGCCACCCCAAAACGGAGUGAGGCGAACCAUGGAGAGAGCGGAUUCUUCUGGGGUCUCGUGGUGGUGCUCCUGAUCUUAGCGUCGGGGAACCUCCUCCUCACCUUCUUUGCUAUGGGGGUUCUUCGGCUUGGCUACGGCAUGGAGAGCAUUGAAAUCUUGCCUGAUACGAGAGCAACGAAGUUCUACGGUCGUGCAGAUCUGGGCAACGUGUAUAAGAAGGAUGGCAUUAUAUAUGGCUAUGCUGAUGUUCCCUUCUCAAUCCAGGGGGAUAAUAGCAAGGUGUCACUUAGUCUGAGGACCUCUUCAGCACCUCCAUCUUUAGACGUUGGACCCGACGAAACUGAGAUUAAAAGUGUUGAAAGUUUUCAGGUAAUUGACCCAGAUUCUGGCAACACAGUCUUCUCCACCGAUUACCCCAACUUUGGACUUCCACAAGGCGUCAGAAAUCUAAAUGUGGUGAGAAGCACAGCUGCGCGUGUCACAAGUCCUACCUCGUCUGACCUGAAGAUUCGUUCAGGCUCUACUAUUCGCCUGAAGGGCAAUGAAGGAAUGUCAUUCGAUGCCAAAAAACUCACAUGGUCUGCGGAUCAAGACAUUUAUCUGAAGAGCAUCAAUGGGUCCAUCCUUCUGGACGCUGGAGCUGGAUAUAUGGUUGACGUCAACACUCUACCUCUGGCGGGUGAUGUGGAUGAUGAGAAUGGCCGCGGCCAAUACAAGCUGUGUAUGUGUAAGCCCCAAGGUCAGCUUUUCCGUGUCCCUGUGCCAGUCAAUAACAACAAGCGCACCUCUGCUAUUAACUGCGCUAGUUUUACUAAUCCUUGCACUGGAAUGCAUAUGUAGGGAGAAUAUGUGAGAGAUAUCUAUCACUCUUUCAUCAUUUACAUAAUGCUCUCUCUUUCUUUCUAUUCCCUUUCUCUUAUCUGCCCUCUCCUCUGUCCCUCUCCCUUUAUCUCUCUCCCUCUUUUCCUACUUCCCUCUCUCCCUCACUCCCUUCUCUCCCUCUCCUUCUCCCACCCCUUCUCCCACCCCUUCUCCCACCCCUUCUCCCACCCCUUCUCCCUCUUUCUCUCCUUUCCAGUCGAGUAACUGGGCUUGUGAACCAUAUCAAAUUAAAUUAUUGAAAUUAUUAUGUAUAACCAAAACUGAUAAUUUUUCAUAAGCCCCAGAUCAGUGAGAUGUAUUCCUACCAUGCAGAAUUGAAAUAUAAAACUGUUAUACUCUUGUCCUCUAAAUCUAGGAUUAAGUAUAAAAAAGUGAGAUUUUAAAAAAUAUAUGUUGUGCUGUAGAUUUAGUUUAUAUAUUCAUGUUGCUGAAAGAAGACAUAUUUCUAAACCAUAUCAAUUUAUUGGAAUCUUUAAUUUUUGAUAUCUAAAAAAAUGUAACCCAAAUGCACAAAACUAAUUCUAUCAGGGUUAAGUAUGUUAAUAAUUAUUGUACUACUACAUAAUCAAUAUUUUUUUCAACUAGUCAUGGGAUUCUAGUCAAUGAUAAUCAGGGCUGUCCAAACUUUUGGUUGCAUAUACAUGUAUUGUUUAUAUAGAGAAAAAUAAUAUAAGAAUAUCCACAGUUUAAGAGGAUAUGGCCAUGAUUAUAAUUGCAAUACCUGCAGAAAUAUUUUCAGUUAGAAGAUCUAUAUGUGUUAACUUGUAGGUCAUUUUUUUUUCUUUUUGGUAUAAUAAAUAUGAAUUGGCUGUAAUGUACAAAUGUACAAAGUUGAUUGAGUGUUGGAUGCAUGUUGGAGAGCCCUGAUUGUGUAAUUGUGCCUGUUUGCAAUCCUUACAAUCUGUUGUUUAGAAUUAAGAUAAAUCAAACAAUACUUUAUGUUAUUCACAGUGAACAUAUCAGACCAAAAAAUCAAUGGUAUAUUUAAAUUAAGUCUGUAUCAUAUACACAGAAUACAUUUACCAUCAGUGGCACAGCCAGAGGAGAGGGGGCACACAGGGAGAACAUGCUGCCCUCUAAAAAAUAUGUGAAUUGUUUAUUUAAUACUCAGCUUUGAACAGUUUAUUAAUGACAUCUGUAAGGUAAACAGCUCAGGCAUAUAUAUGUUGGAGAGAGGCAUCAUAGCCCCUCUUUCUUUGAAAGCUCUGGGAGCCCAAACCAUUUUCCAUCACAGAUCACUCUCCCCCUUUCCUAAAAUCCUGGCAAUACCGUUAUAUAUAAAAAUAUGCAUGUGCACAAAUAUAUAUAUAUAUAUAUAUAUAUAUAUAUAUAUAUAUAUAUAUAUAUAUAUAUAUAUGUGUGUGUGUGUCUAUAUAUAUACAUAUGUAUAUAUUUUAUAUAUACAUAUACUUAUCUACAUAUAUACUUAUAUACAUAUACAUACACAACUUUUUUGCCCAAGCUGGCUUCUUGGUUAGUUUAUAGUUAAUUUAUGUAUAGCAUAUUAUUUUCUGAAAUAAGUAUUAAGUGCUUUAUUUUAUUUGUUUAUUUUUUUCUAAUAUAUGCAGCAAUUUUAUAUAUUUAUGUCUUCCCAAAUUGCAGCUUCUUUUGUUCAAAUGUUGGUGCUGCUUUAAUUGUUUCUCCUGUAUGUCUUUCCAUUUUAUAGUAUAUUAUUUCCACAUAUCUACAAAAUCAGUAUAUGGAUGGUUGUAUAGAAUACUUUUACCUAACUCAAUAAUGGUGGGAAAAUUUUCUGAUAAAGUCAGGCAAGGAAGGUGUUUACGUAUACACACAGAACCAUAUCUGAGAAAGUAUCUAGCAUGGACAAGAUAAAGACUUUUGGCGAGAUAAGACGCCAUCCUUCGUCUGUGAAUAUUUUCCUCAACAUGGUAUGACAUCAGCCAUCACUAGUGGGUUAAUGGCAGCUUAUGUUGAGGUCCUGCUUUAUAUUUUUUAUUAAUUUAUUUAUUUUCUGAAUAUAUCAUUUGGUUUAUGAUAAGAAAGAUGAACUGUAUAUUAUUUAUUUCCCCUGAAUUUAUCAUGUAAGUUUGUUGUCAGAAAAUAUCUACAGUAAAAAUUAUAUCUGCAUUUCAUAAACCAAAGAGUGAAUGUGCAUAAUAAUAAUGACAAAAUCAAUUUAUAGAUCUGUAUAAAUUGAAUGUUCUAACUUCUGAAAGUUCAAAUUUUGGUUCAACAAGUGUCGAAAUGGCUUUACAAAAUAUUUAUUUAUGUUGCUAUUGUUGUGUUUUCGUUUGUUUGAUAUUCUAGUCAUAUGCUUCCAAAAGAUGCUGACUGCAUUUGUUUUUACAUCCAUGUUGUUAAAUAAAUCUAGUAAUACUUUG
Messenger RNA from Penaeus chinensis, 3476 nucleotides. RefSeq names its product beta-sarcoglycan-like (gene Scgbeta). NCBI's taxonomy places the organism in Eukaryota, Metazoa, Arthropoda, Malacostraca, Decapoda, Penaeidae. The record is from RefSeq and is a predicted model, not a curated record. Gene Ontology annotation, cellular component: sarcolemma; sarcoglycan complex. The transcript has 7 exons. Bases 127 to 1092 code for a protein of 321 amino acids. Gene Ontology annotation, biological process: muscle organ development.